Messenger RNA from Teleopsis dalmanni, 2056 nucleotides. RefSeq lists its product as uncharacterized. Lineage: Eukaryota; Metazoa; Arthropoda; Insecta; Diptera; Diopsidae. Gene Ontology annotation, cellular component: nucleus. The record is from RefSeq and is a predicted model, not a curated record. Gene Ontology annotation, molecular function: mRNA binding. The transcript has 4 exons. The coding region runs from base 179 to 2056 and encodes 625 amino acids.
UUCAAUCAUGUUAGUGAUGUAGUGGUGCGCGUAUUGGAAAUAGUUCGAAAAAUAUGAGUGUUUAAUAUGAGAAAUUAUUUGCAGCGAACUAAAACUCAAAAUUGUUUUAAAGUAAAGUAAUUUUUAAAAGCAUAUAUGUGCUACAAAAAAUAUUUUAAAUAUUAGUAACAGAAGCACAAUGAUAUCGCCAUAUAUGAAUCACUGUUAUUCGAAAAUGUACGGGCCUCCUAUGGAUUGGGUUGGACCAAAACCAGAUAAUAGCUGCGAGGUUGUUAUAAAAAAUUUACCAUUUGGAUUUACAGCGGAUUUGUUUAUACGAAUUUGCAGGCGUCUUGGUCGUUUAUAUAGCGUUUGUAUAUUAACGAAUUCUAGGUUAGAAACGUAUCAUGUUGCAUUCGUGCGCUAUGCAACAUAUGACGAUGCAUUAUGUGCAAAAACAGUCCUUCAAGACUGCUACAUACUGAAGGGUAGAACAUUGGAAAUAGAUUUAACUGAUACAUAUCGACACCUUCAUAUAAGAAAUAUACCAACAUACCUAAACGAGUGGGAUGUUAAAUCUGUUUUAUAUAUAAUAUUUCCGAAUUCAUUAAUAAAUCUUCGAAAGGGUUUUGAAAGUACUAAUAUAACUAACAAUAUCAAAAAUGGUUAUCAUAAUACUAUAUUAAAUGACAAUACUGGUGAAGCAUUAGUUACAUUUCCAUCAACUAAGGAAGCUUUCCAAGCAAUGGGAACUAGCCUGGUAUGCUGGAAUAAUUUAUGGAAUUGUCAAAUUAAAAUUGAUUGGGCAACAGAGAGUGUUGUUGGAGAUGAUAAUGUUGUAUAUGAUUCUAAAUCUUUAUUUAUAAAAAAUGUUGAUUUAACAUUAAAUUCUCGAAGCCUUCAUGAACUAUUACAAAAUUAUAUACCAGCGGAGAAUAUAUGUAGGGUUUCAAAACUACUUUCAACCGGUUUUAUAAUUUUUGCAAAUCAUAAAUCAGCUGUGGAGGCUAAGCAAAAGUUGCAAGGCGUUAAUAUUCGUGGAAAACGUGUUGAGGUCCAGUGGACAAAGUUUUCGGAAAGACAAUUAUUUCACAUGUCUUGUUCACAAGAUUUUGACGCUGCUUUACGAAUGAAAUGUCUUGCAAACCAUUGGCGUAUUCCCAUCAUAAUCUUUGGAUCAUAUUACGAAAUACAACAGCGACAAUAUUGCGCUGUAAUGUUACGCACGGACGAGGGUUGUUAUAGUUCUACUGUCGCAUUUAUUUGUAUAAUGCAUUUAGAUUUCUUAAAAGAUAUUCAUUCAAGGCUUUGUGAAGUAGUAUGCACUAUUUUGGACUCAAUAAAGGAUUUUCCAGAACAUAAUUAUUUAUUAGAUGUGUACCGUGAUCAAGCUACCAUAUUGGGACGGUUUGAACUUAAGAAUAUUGGUUCGAAACUAGAUUUUGUUGCUACUGCUAGUGAGAAAAAUAAAUAUUUAAUUGACUAUGAAGAAGUCUGUGAUAUCAUAAAUGCUGUAUCGUUAUUAAAUACUGUCAAUGAAGAUGUACUCAUUAAAGAAUACUAUUCUUCUUUUAAUAGUAAAAUAUAUGGUUCUUAUAUUAAUAACUUAUGUCUAUAUGGUAUGCGGUCAUUUGGUACAAUUUUUCCAUCAUACCGGAAUAAAGAGCUUUUAAAAUAUAAUUUAAAUAAUACACAAAUUAUUCUGGCUCUAUGUUUUCUAAGGAACGGCACUAAUAUUUCUACUGACAUAAGACCAUACAAACCAAUUCCACUUAGUAUUUUUAAAUAUGCUGAACAAGAUAUUUUAGGUAACACUAUCGGAUUAAUACCAACAUCAAUAACAGAGAAUAACUACAAUCAGAUAUUAAAAUAUGUAAAAUUUGGAUCCAAAAAAUUUUAUAAUCACGACGUCCGAAUGCUGUCACCGAAACCGUACAUACAAGGUUACUCAUAUAAAAAUCACAUAAGAGGCGAAAUGGCGAAAUCACUACAAAUUUUGAUAGAACAUAAUACUUUUGACUGGUACUAUUAUGGUCCGUCACUGUUUAAUGAAAACUCAACACAUUUAUUCAAUUAA